This is a messenger RNA of Spodoptera littoralis (African cotton leafworm), 1263 nucleotides long. The record is from the annotation of a GenBank genome assembly. Lineage: Eukaryota; Metazoa; Arthropoda; Insecta; Lepidoptera; Noctuidae.
AUGAUUGUCAAAAUGUUUUUGUCAGUGUUAUUAAGUGUCAACUUUAUAUACCACGUCAAUGGUGCCUCUUACUCCAACGUCUAUGUACAGAGUGAUUUAGUCCCUAGAGGAUUUUACCAGUAUGGUACGCCACAUGCGUCAUUAGCCGCUCCUAGACUAUCUCAAAUCAACACACUACCAUCUAUACCUGGAUAUGUACCCUGUGGAACACCUUGUGUGUAUCCAGGCCAAACAGUAGCUACAGUUGCUUCAGUAAAUCCCCAACCAAAUAUAUUGACUUACGGUGCACCAGCACCGAGUAUCCCAGUUGUUGUUUCACCAACAAAAGAGGAGGCCGCAGCUUAUGAAUACGGCUACGUCGUUUAUGAUGACAACACAGGAGACCAUAAAGCGCAACGGGAAUUAAGUGAUGGCUCUGUAGUACGUGGAGAAUAUUCGUUCAUUCAACCGGAUGGGUAUGUUCGGGAAGUACAGUACCAAGCUGAUGACAUUUCUGGGUUUAAUGCCGUAGUUAAAAACUUCUUGCCCGCUGUCUCUGAAGUUAAAAACCAAGUUGAGAAAAAAGAAUCUUCUCCACCUUGCCCUGAAAUCAAACACGAAUCAUUAAUAGAAUCAAAUGCACAGAAAGAACAUGUUCAUAAAACUCCUGAAUCAAAUGAACAUGACCAUAGUAAAUCCGAAGAGUCCGUUGAGAACGAACAUUCAACAGAAGCAGCACAUCACUUGCACCCCAUAAAGGAAUCAAAAGAAGAGUCGGGGGAGAAAUCACAUGAACACGCGCAUUUAAAACAUGAACAUAUUCAACACCCAUCUAAAGCUGCUUCCAAGGAAGAUUCCAGUGAUGAAUCUGGUGACAAAUCUAAAGAGGCACUUACUGUAAAACCUAAAGAGUCAGAAGAAAAACAUCACAAAGCACCCAAAUCAUCUGAAGAAGAAUCAGGAGACGCAUCUGAAUCAAAAGAAUCUAAAGAGGAAUUAAAGGAAAAAGUAAAGAAACAACCCGUAAAAAAGGUAAUUCACUCAGUGGAUAAACACGUGAAAGAGUCCAAAGAAGUAUCCGUGGAGGUUUCCAAAGAAGAAUCGCAUGAAGGUCACAAACAUAAAGAAGUUCAUGAUUUAUCACAUCCUGAACCAUUAGCGUCGUAUAGUGACAUAAUCCGUUGUAUUGAAUCAGUGAUGAAGAGGAAUAAUGUAGUUCCAGGCGCCAUGCAUGACGGACAUCCAUCCCCACUAACUUAUAUAGUACUGAACAGACCUUGUUAG